Phyllotreta striolata is the source of this 312-nucleotide messenger RNA. NCBI's taxonomy places the organism in Eukaryota, Metazoa, Arthropoda, Insecta, Coleoptera, Chrysomelidae. The record is from the annotation of a GenBank genome assembly.
AUGCAGUACUCUACUUUAUUACUACUAGCCAUUUCCCUAACAACGAUUCUCGCAGCGCCUCAGUACGUCCCUCAAAGGAUCGCUUACUCAAACGAACAGCCAUCGCCGUACCAAUACGACUACAAAGUGGACAAUCCCUCUUCGAACACGUACUAUGGGAAAAGCGAAACGGGAGACGCCGCAGGACGAGUCAGUGGAUCCUUCUACGUCCUGCUGCCUGACGGUCGAUUGAUGACUGUGGAUUAUUACGCUGACGGGGAGUCCGGGUUCGUUCCCAAAGUUACCUUUUCGAAUCAACAACGCAGCGGUUGA